UGUAAUUGUAGUAUAAAAAAAUAGUCCAAGUGAAAAUAUUUAUGAAUUCACAUGAGAAAGCAGUUGAUGGAAGGGUGGGGGCAUUUAUUUAUAGUAUAAAUUUACAGCAAGAAAGUUAACUAGAGGAUUACAACUGGGGUUAAAACUCCCCAAAAACAAGUGGUUAAGAAGCACAACCACAAACACACAGAUUUUUAUUAUCUACAUUUUCAUCAUCAUCAUCAUCAUCAUCUUCUCCUUCAUCUCCUCUCUCUCUCUCUCUCUAGAUGGCUCAUGAAAAAACCCUAAUUACGAUCCUAAUCGAUUACUGUUGAUAAGCUGGAAGAGAAUCAAAAUCAGUGCAUGUGAGGUCUGUGGAAUUUUUAGAUGUUUAUUCAGCUGACAUGGACUUAGGCAAUUCGAGCGUGAAGACUCCGGAAGCAGAAUCCGAGACCCCGACCCGGAUCCAGCCCACCACCAAGUCCGCCUCCGCCUUCACCAACGGCGUGCUCAAGCGCCACGCGCCGCUGCAGCACUUCCACCACCACCCCGUCGUCGUCACCUACAAGGAAUGCCUGAAGAACCACGCCGCCACCCUGGGCGGCCACGCCGUCGACGGCUGCGGCGAGUUCAUGCCCUCCCCGGCCUCCAACCCGGCCGAGCCCACCUCCCUCAAAUGCGCCGCCUGCGGCUGCCACCGCAACUUCCACCGCCGCGACCCCGAGGAUCCCCUCCCGGUGCCCCCCGCCGCCACCCCGGCGCUCGAGUACCAGCCCCACCACCGCCACCACCCUCCCCCUCCCCGCGCCGGCGGCGGCAACAGCCCCAACAAUUCCCCGUCUCCGCCGCCGAUCUCCUCCUCCUACUACCCCUCCGCGCCGCACAUGCUCCUCGCCCUCAGCCACGGCCUGUCCGCGCCUCCCCCCGAUUCCAACCACCACUCCCCAAUCUCCGCCGCCAUUAACCCCGGCUCCACCCCCAUGCUCAGCUCCAGCAGCCGCAAGCGCUACCGCACCAAAUUCACCCAAUUUCAGAAGGAGAAAAUGCUCGAAUUCGCCGAGAAAGUGGAGUGGAAAAUGCAGAAGCGAGACGAGGACGCCAUCAACUCAUUCUGCGGCGAAAUCGGCGUCGACAAGGGCGUCUUCAAAGUGUGGAUGCACAACAACAAGAACACAUUCGGGAAGAAGGAUCAUCCGCCGCCGCCGCAUUUAUCUAACAGCAACACCACCACCGAAAUCUCCACUCCGCCCCCCGCCAACGGCAACGGCAACGGCUUGAGCUACUGCAACAUCAAGGAGGAUGUCCACGCCGCCGAGGAAUUGGGGCAUCAGCUCCAUCUCCAUGAUAAUCGAAGCUCUCACGCUCACGCUCACGCGCUUGGUACUAAUGGAUCUUCUUCUUCUUGAUCUUAAUCGCGACGGAUUUAAUAAAUAUUUUAGAUAGCGAGGCAAAGGGGGAAAAAAGGAAAUAUCGGAAUUGUGGGAUCGUUAAUUAGUUUCUUAAUUUCUGGCUUAUUUAGAUUUUUCAUCUUUUGUUUAAUUUUAGCUUUAUUAAUAUGACUAGCCAUGAUCAAAAUUUCUGAGGAUCAAACGAAAUGGAGCGAUUAUUAGAUAUAUGGUCA
Salvia miltiorrhiza (redroot sage) is the source of this 1600-nucleotide messenger RNA. RefSeq names its product zinc-finger homeodomain protein 9-like. Gene Ontology annotation, cellular component: nucleus. Lineage: Eukaryota; Viridiplantae; Streptophyta; Magnoliopsida; Lamiales; Lamiaceae. The record is from RefSeq and is a predicted model, not a curated record. Gene Ontology annotation, molecular function: transcription cis-regulatory region binding; DNA-binding transcription factor activity. Gene Ontology annotation, biological process: regulation of DNA-templated transcription; regulation of developmental process. Bases 384 to 1385 code for a protein of 333 amino acids. The transcript has a single exon.